AUGUGGGGCUCAAAUAGAACUAUGGUGAAUGAGUUUAUUCUUCUUGGCUUUACCAAUCAUCCUACAUUACAGCAUCUUUUCAUUGGGCUGUGCCUUGUAAUGGCUGUGGCCACAGUAAUUGGAAAUAGUCUCAUUAUUUUCCUGGUUUGGACUAACUCCCACCUCCACACAGCUAUGUAUUUUUUCAUUAGUAAUCUCUCGUUGCUGGACAUACUUUUCACAAUAAUCACUGUUCCUCAGAUGCUUGUACACCUAGCUUCUGGGGUUAAUAUAAUUUCAUUCAAUAGAUGCAUGGCUCAACUUAAUCUGAGCCUAUCCUGUGGAAUGACUGAGUGCUUCAUUCUGGCUUUCAUGGCCUAUGACCGCUAUGUGGCAAUAAGUCAGCCUCUAAGAUACCCUACCAUCAUGGGAAUGUGUUUAUGCAUAAAGAUGGCAGGGAUCUGCUGGGUCACAGCAUUUUUAAAUGCUUCUGUACUGACAGCCAUCACUACGAGUUUUCCUUUCUGUGGACCCAAUCAGAUUAAUCAUUUCUAUUGUGAGUUACCUGCAAUGCUUCAACUGGCAUGCAUGGAUACAUAUAUGGCAGAGGCCCUUAUCUUUGCCCUGAGUGUGAUUGUACUCAUGCUACCUUUUACUUUCAUAGUGAUUUCUUAUGUUCACAUUGUCAGAGUAGUGCUCAGCAUGCACUCAACCAAAGGUCAUCAAAGAGCCUUCUCCACUUGUGCUACCCACCUGACUGUUGUUACAUUAUUUUACAGUACCAUUGGCUUCACUUACUUAAAACCAAGAUCUCAUCAUGUAGCAGACCAGGAGAAAAGGGCCUCAGUCUUCUAUGCUUUGGUCUCUCCCAUGCUGAAUCCCAUCAUCUAUAGCCUGAGAAACAAGGAUGUUAAAGAGGCUUUGGCCAAAGCAAUGGGGAAAGUCAGCUGA
Molecule: messenger RNA, 930 nt
Organism: Thamnophis elegans (Western terrestrial garter snake)
Lineage: Eukaryota; Metazoa; Chordata; Lepidosauria; Squamata; Natricidae
Product: olfactory receptor 10A3-like
Exons: 1
Coding region: 1-930 (309 amino acids)
Biological process (GO): G protein-coupled receptor signaling pathway
Cellular component (GO): membrane
Molecular function (GO): olfactory receptor activity; G protein-coupled receptor activity
Source: RefSeq, a predicted model, not a curated record